AUGUAUACGUGUCACCGUAGUGGAUAUUUCAGCUCUAAGAGCAAAGGUCUUCGCCAUAUAAAGUUGGCAGGAUCAUGUAAAAUAAAUUCUUAUUGCCCAGCUUUCAUAUCUGUUAAAAAUUGUAAAGAGACAGGCCAGUUGCAUGUGAAAUAUUUUCCUACGCAUGUAGGCCACGUCUUUGAAGUAAAACAUCUUCGGCUGUGUGACAAAGAAAAGGAGAAGAUAGCUGGUCAAUUGAUUACAGGUGUCAAAAUUUCAAAUAUUUUGAAUAAUAUUGCAGGCACAUCUUCACCAACUAAGCGUUUGGCAGCAUGGAUACAUGAAAUGUCGGCAUUGGAUCCGAAUCCAAUAUUAAUGUAUAAAUUACCAGGGGAAGGCAGCUCUGAAUUUCCUGAUUUAGAAAAAGAGGAUUUUAUCUUGGGAUUUAUGAAUGAAGCCCAGGAGGAAUUGUUUAAAAUAUACGGAAAUGAAGUGUUGUGCAUUGAUUCUACUCAUGGCACAAAUAAAUACAACAUUCAACUGACCAGCCUGUUAAUUAAAGAUGAUAAUUGGGAAGGCUUUCCUGUUGCUUUUUUAUGGAGUAACAGGCAACAUGAAACAGUUUUUAAAUAUUUUUUUCAAAAAGUAAAAGCUCGGGUUGGAGACAUAAAAGUUAAUGCUUUUAUGUCUGAUGACUAUAAAGCCUUCUAUAACACUUGGUGUGCUAUUUUUAGUAAACCAAACUUUUAUGUUUUAUGUGACUGGCAUAUAAAAAGAGCACUAAAAAAAAGUUUAACAUCUGGAGCAACUAAAGUAGUAAAUGAAAAAAUCCCUGAAAUUUUAAAUAGAUUAUAUGAGCUAAUUAAUGAAACUGAUGAAGCCACAUUCAAAACUUUAUUAAAUAUAUUUGUAUCUAAAAUCCUUUCAGAUGCUGACACAUAUAAUUUUGGUUAUUAUUUUAUCAAAAAUUACUGUAACCGAACAGAGCAGUGGGCAGCAUGUUAUCGCAUUGAUGCCAAAAUCAAUACCAAUAUGACUGUGGAAAGAUGGCACAAAGACUUAAAAUACAAUAGUGAUCUGCAAGGAAAAUGUGGAGGACGAUUGGACAAAGCUAUACACAGCUUAUUGAAAAAUUUAAGGCUAAAGGCUGUAAACUUUCAAGUUUGA
Argiope bruennichi is the source of this 1146-nucleotide messenger RNA. RefSeq lists its product as uncharacterized. The transcript has 3 exons. The record is from RefSeq and is a predicted model, not a curated record. Lineage: Eukaryota; Metazoa; Arthropoda; Arachnida; Araneae; Araneidae. Bases 1 to 1146 code for a protein of 381 amino acids.